Molecule: messenger RNA, 501 nt
Organism: Ilyonectria robusta
Lineage: Eukaryota; Fungi; Ascomycota; Sordariomycetes; Hypocreales; Nectriaceae
Exons: 4
Coding region: 58-360 (100 amino acids)
Biological process (GO): mitochondrial respiratory chain complex IV assembly
Cellular component (GO): mitochondrial intermembrane space
Source: RefSeq, a predicted model, not a curated record
UGGCAAUGAGAGCCGAAGAGUGUGCUUUAGGAACAGCUAGACGCCCAAUUCAAAGUCAUGAGUACCUUUGGAAGCCCCGGACCGCUGCCGACAACGAAGCCUAAGCCGCCGCAGCGUGGCAGCUUCCCGCUCGAUCAUGACGGCGAGUGCACUGCGAUAAUGACCAACUACCUGGCAUGCAUGAAGAAGGUGCGCGGCGUCAACGAAGAUGAGUGCCGCGACCUCGCAAAGUCAUAUCUCGGAUGCAGGAUGGACAAAAACCUGAUGGCCAGGGACGAAUUCAAAAACCUUGGAUUUGCCGAGCGUCCCCCUCCUCCAAAGGAGCCCGAGAAAGGCGUCAAGGGUGAAUUGCGGUGGUAGUUUGCGGCUGGGCAAAUGAGAGGCAGACACGACAAAUAGGGCCACGCCCCGCUCUUCCAGCUUGUCCGUUGAGACAAGCCAUGUACAAUAAAUACUCAAGCAUAAUCCCGCCGGUCUAGCAAUGCAGACUAUGAUCAACGU